AUGGAGUUGGAUUCAGUUCCAAGAACAUCAAUCGCAUCUCAUGUCGAAGAAGAUAAUGACAGCAAUACCCGUAUGAAAUGCAUGGCGGAUUAUGAGGUGAAGCGUGAAAUUGGUGAGGGCUCAUUCAGUGUUGUAUACUGGGCCAUUGAGAAAAGCGAUGCACAUCGAGAUGUAGCCAUUAAAAUGUGUAUCAAAAAGCAAAUUCUGAAAGAGAAAAGGGUGGCCUAUGUGCAUCGGGAAAAGUGCGUUCUUGUUCGAUUAUCUUCUCCUGAACAUCAACAUCCCUUCAUAGUCACUUUGUAUGCUACAUUCCAAGAUCGGGAUCAUCUCUACUUUGUACUUUCUUAUGCUAAACACGGGGAUCUCCUCCAUAUUAUGUUGAAAAAACCAGAAAAGUGUUUUACUCUGGAAGAAUCUCGUUUUUACUCUGCAGAAAUUCUUCACGCACUUCAGCAUAUUCAUUCCCUAAAUUUUGUACACAGAGAUGUAAAGCCGGAAAAUGUGUUGGUUGCUGCCAGUGGUCACGUCAUGAUAUCGGAUUUUGGAAGUGUUAAAGACCUAUCAGAACAGGAUAGCGAAGACAAUACCGUCAAACGGGUUAGGCGAUCUUCCUUUGUCGGCACGGCUCAGUAUGUCAGUCCGGAGGUGCUAGAUGGAGAGUUGGUCUCACCAGCUGCUGAUCUCUGGGCGUUCGGAGUGGUAGUCUAUCAAUUCUUAACAGGCAAACACGCGUUCCAUGAUGAAUCAGAAUACCUGAUCUACAGACGUAUUCAGAAAUUGUUAUAUUCAUAUCCUCCUGAUUUUCCAAAAGCUGCUAAAGAUUUAGUGGAUCGUCUAUUGUUAAUCAAGCCAGAAAGUCGACUCGGUACUGAAAGUAGCGGUGGUGUAGAGGCAAUCCCAAGGUGGGUGUAUCGACCAAAUAACAGAUGGCAUCGAUAUCUACCCAGGCGAAACGAUGCAGUAAAGGAGUUUGACUACGGGAAAGGAGGAUCUCUCUCCGAGUUCAGCGAGGAGUUAGCCAAUCAGGGAAAUGAGGAACCAAAGGCUGGGCCGUCCAAGCUCUGGAUGGCAUGGCUAUAUCGUGAUCUCAGCGGAGAACCACACUGGACAAAAUCAAGAGUAGCAAAGUUGUUUGGUGAUGAUUAUAAGGUGGGACGUAUGGAAAUAUUCCCGAAUACAUCAGCCUACAAUGAGGAAUUAUGGCAUAUCAAACAUCUAAUCGAGCUGAAACCUAUGACAUUUCCAAAUGGAGAGCCCACUGCUGACGAUAUCUAUGGCGUUGAGGUCCAUCCAGAUGGACGGUGUGAAGUAGCAAAAAAGGCCACUCCGGUUACGGAAGAACAGUUUAGAUUGAUGGAUCCUCAAAAACAGUGGUCUUCGAAGGAACUAAACAGGCAAUUGGCUACCAAAUAUCAUGGACUAAAAGAUGUAUUCGAGACCAACGUUUACACAAAUGCAAAUAUUAGUAUUGUUAAAUGA
This is a messenger RNA of Haemonchus placei, 1479 nucleotides long. Lineage: Eukaryota; Metazoa; Nematoda; Chromadorea; Rhabditida; Trichostrongylidae. The record is from the annotation of a GenBank genome assembly.